Messenger RNA from Dimorphilus gyrociliatus, 1319 nucleotides. The record is from the annotation of a GenBank genome assembly. NCBI's taxonomy places the organism in Eukaryota, Metazoa, Annelida, Polychaeta, Dinophilidae.
ACAACCGUAUCUAUGCGUGUGACAAAAUGUCGUCGGCUACUAAACGACCGAUGAAGACGGCUUUACAUCAGGCUAUUCUUGAUGGAAGAAUUCACCAGGUUCGACUACUUGUUCACAAGCAUGGCUCUAAUAUCGAUUCGAAAGAUGUGUACGGGAGAACGCCGCUUAUGUUAGCAUGUUUGUUGGAAAAUGACAAAAUGGCGUCAAAAAUGACUAAGACAAUGUUAAAGUCUUCUGCGUAUCCAAAUGCAAGAGAUUGUAUGGGAAGAACAGCAUUAAGUUACGCGGCGAUGAAGGGCCGUGAAGAAAUAGUAGCAAAGUUGUUGAAGGAUGAGGUCGUUGACGUUUCGACGCCCGAUAAUGAUGGAAAUAUUCCAUUACAUCACGCUGCUCUGAGCGGCAAUCCAGGAGUUGUUGACAUGAUUUGGAACGUAAUGAAGAGCUACGGAGUAAUUGUUGAUUCAAGAAAUGCAAUGGGUUACACACCUCUAUUGUUAGCAUGUAAAUAUGGCCAUUUCGCUAGCGCUUACAUACUAAUAAGUAGAGGUUCCGCUUGCCCGUCUCUAAGAGAUAAUGAAUUUUUUUUCAAUGCCUCCGAAUGGAUCUUACGAACCGGAGACUUACAUAACGCAUUUGCCUUACACAGAUCAAGAACUAUGCCUAUACAUACUGCUCCUAGAUUCGAGAGGGAACACACGUUAUAUUCUGUUGACUCUGCGCCAACUUGCCGCCAUUUUACCCCCGCUAGAUAUCCCCUGGGAGAGUCUAUUGAUUCUGCAUUGAAAUUACCAAAGAUAUUUCAGUAUACGGAAGUUGACGAAAGAUUAGAAUCAAUGUUUGAUGGUAAGGAUGCUCGAAACCUUUUAUUGAAGGCCAUCGAAAACGCUUCUAGUGAUAAAAAGAAAUCUGCUAAGCCUAGACCUUUUAGUAGAGUAAGCAGCGUUUUUACGCAAACAAGGAUAGCUAGUUCAAUAGCCACUUCUCGGUUAUUGUAUGAAUCUCGCAGAACUAGGAAAUUCGGAUCUGGUCAAGAUAUGGCUACCUUAUUCCAGCUAUAUUCUGACCAAUACGAUCCAAGCGUUAAAAUGAGAAGGCAAUUAACAGUUUUAGAGUGACAAUCUGUAGUUUGUCAAUUGUCCAAUUCUCAUUACAAAAUCAACAAAUAGACCGCUGAAUUGAUACUUACUUUUUAUUUAUUGCCGGCACCAAAAUGUUGUGUUUAAACAGAUGUCAUUACUAACACAAUAAACUAUUAUAGUCACUGGCUAACGAUUCGCCGAUGUGCGCAAUCUAUAGUUGGUUACUAUAAAUAAACUCUU